GUGUGUCAAACUAAAUAAAAAACGAAAAAUAACAACAAACACACUUUUUGUUUAUUUUUAAAAUCUAAAUUGUGCGUAGGUCGCGAAAAUGCAAUAGAAAAGAUAUUCUCACAAUUAUACUAGAGGAAAGUAAAGAAAAAUUCUAGAGAGUAUAAAUCAAGCAGACCAAGAUGACACCAACAAAUUAAUGCGUGCGUUUAGAAUGCGGACACAACGAAAAAGAAAAUAAUGAAUAAAACGAAUGUUGUCAUUGGCAGUGAAGAAAAUUGUGUGAACUAGUGAACGGGUGACUUUUAGCCAAAUGAAACAUACAUUUGUAUAACAAAAAUUAUUAAUAAUAAACAAAAAUAAAGCUGUGAUAAAUUACAUAACAACGAAACGAUAUACACUAGUACAAAGUGAUAACAUAUGUCGAACUCCUUGCCUGCUGCACCAACGCCACCACCGUCACUCUCACUAACAUUGAUAAAAUGUAAAAGUAACAAAACUUUUCCAACGAUGAGCAUGGCUAAAAAACUAUUAUUAGAAGAAUGUUUAUGGGCCAUUGAUUAUCCAGAAUUACAAAAGGCUUGCUUUUUAGCCAGAAUUUGUUCAGACAGACCACCUGUUAAAUGUGAAUUCUAUAACAUUGCCAGUAUAUUACAGGUGGGACCCACUUGUGGCUUGACCGCGUUAAGUAUGUUGCUCGGAGGGAUACCGCCGGCUGAACAACUUUUGCAGGAAGCCCAACAAAAACAUUUCACUAAUAAUGGAGAAAUGUUUAGUGCCCAUAAUUUAUACCAACUGAUUUGUGAUAAUAUACCCAUGAUCAACAAUAACAACAAUCCACACAACAACAACAACUAUUGCCAAUCAAACACUCUAAAUGCCAAUGACAUAGACAACAACAUACUGUUAAAGAAUACUACAACAAAACACAACAACAAUGUGAUCGAAUGCCAAAUGCAUGAAGGUCGUUUAAAUUGUGCCAAGGUGAGAGAUAGUCUACAGCAGGGCGCUUGUAUGUUUGUGCCUUAUGAUCCCGAUUUCAAUCAUUCGCCCUGUUUAAAAUUCGGCCACAAAGCCCACUGGGCUCUAAUUAUAGGCUAUUUAAUAAACGAUAAAAACGAGUUUUUUGUCUUAGCUCGACAUGGAAAAGCCAAAAAUCUUGCCGUUUGGUCUUUACAAUCGUUAAGUGAUAGUAAUUCAAAUUUAAUUGAAUUUGCUCAACCUAAAGGUUAUCCAGAUUGUGAUUUUCUCUUACCACCGGGUGGCAUUGGUGGUGAUUUAGGUUUAAGAGAACGUGCCAUUAUUGUCAAAGGAUUACCGCAUGCAAUUAUAUCAAUAUCAUGAUUAAUAUAUUUAUUAUAUGCCGUUACAACGAUUAUUUUUAUAUUUAAUACAGCCAUUACACAUAUUUACAAUUAUUUUAUGUAUUUAUUUUGCCUUUUUUUACUAUAAUUUUUAGCCAUAUAUACAGAUGCAUAUAUACAUUUCUAUUUACAAAGUUUUAUUUUAAUUGUAUGUAUAUUUUAUUAUUUAUUUUAAUUGGAAAUGGGUUUUAUAAAUUAAAUUUUGUUUUUUUUUUUUAUUUGAAAUAAAUUAUGGUAC
This is a messenger RNA of Lucilia cuprina (Australian sheep blowfly), 1590 nucleotides long. RefSeq names its product UPF0692 protein CG33108. Lineage: Eukaryota; Metazoa; Arthropoda; Insecta; Diptera; Calliphoridae. The transcript has 3 exons. The record is from RefSeq and is a predicted model, not a curated record. Bases 409 to 1332 code for a protein of 307 amino acids.